CUCAGGUCUCGCGGAAUCGUCCACGGCGCAUCGGUGCAGGCAUACGAGCUCCGCAUUUGCUCUCCAACUGUGCGCUUGUGAACUCCUCUCUACGAUAAUCUUUUGGAACUGAAGUAAAAAUGGCCACUGUGGUCGACGAGGUUGGUAAAAAAGAGGUUAAGUUCGCCGAGGAGGAGAAGGACGAGAUCAUCAACGAGGCCGAGGAUGCCUCCGGUGAUGCGUCUAAAAAGAAGAAAAAGAGGAAGAAGAAGAAGAAGGCCGGUUCUGGAGAUGCCAGUGGAGAAGUGAUUGAGGGUGAUGAUGCUAAAGCAGAAGAAACUGAAAAUGUACCUGAAAAUGGUACAACUGAAGCAAAUAAAGAAGAAGGAGCUGCUACCACUGAAAAAAAGAAGAAACGCAAAAAUAAGGGCAAAGGAGCUAAUAAAGAUCCAAUUGCUUUCCCUGUACGCACUCUUUAUCCAGAAAAUGGAUUUCCAGUUGGAGAAAUUCUUGAAUAUCCCCCAGUAAAUGGAGUCGAUGAGAGGAAAGCCAAGGAUAGGUACACCAGUGAAGAAGCCAAAGCUGCUGAAAGAGAUCAUGAAGAAGAAUACAACGAAGCUAGAUUAGCUGCUGAAGCUCACAGAAGAACUAGGAAGCAUAUUAAACAGUGGGUCAAACCUGGUAUGACCAUGAUUGAAAUCUGUAAUGAACUCGAAACUGUAGCUAGAAGGCUGAUCGAUGAAAAUGGUCUUAAGGCUGGAUUAGCUUUCCCCACCGGUUGUUCAAGAAAUCAUUGUGCUGCUCAUUACACUCCAAAUUCUGGAGAUCCAACAGUUUUGCAGUAUGAUGAUGUUACCAAAAUUGAUUUUGGAACACACAUCAAUGGUCGCAUUAUCGAUUGUGCAUUUACUUUGACGUUCAACCCUAAAUAUGACAAACUGGUUGAAGCAGUACGUGAAGCUACCAAUACUGGUAUUAAAGCAUCAGGUAUUGAUGUACCACUGUGUGAAGUUGGUGAAGCAAUUCAAGAAGUAAUGGAAUCAUAUGAACUUGAAUUGGAUGGAAAAACUUAUCCGAUCAAAUCUAUCAGAAACUUGAAUGGACACUCAAUUGCACCUUAUCAAAUUCAUUCUGGAAAAACUGUUCCAAUUGUUAAAGGUGGAGAGAGAAGAGAGAGAAUGGAAGAAAAUGAGUUCUAUGCCAUUGAAACUUUUGGUUCUACUGGGCGUGGCAUGGUUCAUGACGAUGCUGAUUGCUCUCAUUACAUGAAGAAGUUUGAAGCUGGUUUUGUGCCACUAAGGUUACAAAGCAGCAAGACCCUUCUCAAUACCAUCAAUAAAAACUUUGGUACUUUGGCGUUCUGCAAGCGUUGGUUAGACGGAUUGGGCUGCACAAAAUACCAAAUGGCUCUGAAAGAUCUCUGUGAUAAGGAAGCUGUUGAAGCAUACCCGCCAUUAGUUGACAUUAAAGGCUCCUACACAGCGCAAUUUGAACAUACCAUUGUUUUGCGACCCACUUGCAAAGAAGUCAUCUCCCGAGGUGACGACUACUAAGUCCAAGUCACGAAAAAAUAAUUAUCAACAGAAAAUUGCCAUCGAUACACAACAUUUUAAAGUUUGUACAAUAUAUUAAAAUUAACUUUAUGGCUCAAAAAAGAAAUCAGUGAAUUUCAAAGUUGGUAUUAUCAGAAUCUAUAUUAGUGUCAGCAGGAAAUCUGACAGUAACAAUGGUGCUGAAAUGUUCAACACGCCAUUAAGAAUAAUUGAAAAUUAUCUUGUAAUUCUUAAUGAUUAAUAUAUUGGUUCGAGGCACAUUUAUGUUGAUAAUCCAACUCUAAUAACGUUGUGGAAGUUUUGUCGUGAUAUUUUUUCUCACCUGAUCCUUAACUUAUAAUUAUUAAAGUUAUUAAUACGUUUGUAGUAAACGUUUAAUAAAUUUCGAUCGUCAUAUUUGUGGAAUGACUUCUCUUUCGGAAUACAUUUUGACUUAGUUUGAGAGAAAAAAAGGAAAAAAUGAAUUGUGGAAGAGGAAAAAAA
This is a messenger RNA of Trichogramma pretiosum, 2015 nucleotides long. RefSeq names its product methionine aminopeptidase 2 (gene und). NCBI's taxonomy places the organism in Eukaryota, Metazoa, Arthropoda, Insecta, Hymenoptera, Trichogrammatidae. The transcript is spliced from 5 exons. Gene Ontology annotation, molecular function: metalloaminopeptidase activity. Gene Ontology annotation, biological process: proteolysis. The record is from RefSeq and is a predicted model, not a curated record. The coding region runs from base 120 to 1532 and encodes 470 amino acids.